Auxenochlorella protothecoides is the source of this 1137-nucleotide messenger RNA. RefSeq names its product E3 ISG15-protein ligase HERC5. The coding region runs from base 1 to 1137 and encodes 378 amino acids. NCBI's taxonomy places the organism in Eukaryota, Viridiplantae, Chlorophyta, Trebouxiophyceae, Chlorellales, Chlorellaceae. The transcript has 3 exons. The record is from RefSeq and is a predicted model, not a curated record.
AUGGCGAUCCUGCAGACUGGAUUCAUCGCCAGCGGUAGGGUUGAUCCGGCCAACAGUGCCGAGAUCACUUCCCCCACCCCGCUCGCCCUUCCACAUGCCGAUCUGGUCAAGGCGUACCCAGGGGGCUGGGGCUUCGGCUUGGCCUCCAAUGCAGGCGGCUCUCUCUUCGUGUGGGGCGUGAACGCUGCCACGCUGCUGGACAAACAGGGCUCGGCGGAGGAUGGAGCCGAUCCGAGCGCCCUGGACCAGGUCCUCGGUGACGGUGUUACCACAGCAGCGGCAGGGUUCGACCAUGUCCUGGUGGCCACCGGCGAGGAGACCCACGUGUUUGGGCCCUCCUACACCCCGCAGGGUGUCCGGGGUCUGCACCUGGCCUCCAUCCACACACCGCACCCGGUGGCUGCCCUGGCCGCAGGGGAGCACCACAGCUUGAUCCUGACCCGGGCCGGCUCCCUGUACGCCUUUGGCCUCAACCGGGAGGGCCAGCUGGGCACGGGCCGCACAGAUGCCCGCGGCCCGGAGGCCCCCGCCCUGGUGCUGGGCCCGGGGUCCAGCCGGCCCGAGCCCAUCACGGCGGUGGCCGCCGGGGCACGACACAGCCUGGCCGUGACCCGCCAGGGUCAGGUCCUGGGCUGGGGCUGGUCGCUGCAUGGCCAGGCGGGCACGGGGGAGGCGACCCCGGCGGUGAGCAGUCCCCACCUUGUGGCCGCGCUGGGGCCGCUGGUGGUCGACUCCGUGGCGGGGGGCCAGGCCCACUCCCUGGCCCUCACCCAGGACGGGGACGUGUAUGCCUGGGGCCUGAACGGCGACGGCCAGCUGGGCGACGGCACCACCCAGACCUCGCUCCAGGCAAGUCGACAGGGGUCUUUGGGGGGUGCAGAUGCAGCGGACUUGCCAAUGCCCAAACUGCUGGAGGCGGUGACGGUGCCCGUGGCCAGCAUCAGCGCCGGCGCACGGCACUCCCUCCUGCUGACCCGGACGGGCUGCGCCCUUGCCGCCGGACACGGCGCGUUUGGGGCCACGGGGACGGGGCGCUACGAGGACAGCCUGGCGCCCACUGCCGUCGCCAGCCCGGCCGGCAGGCGGGUGACGGCCCUGGCGGCGGGCUGGUGGCACAGCCUCUUCGUGCUGGCGUGA